Molecule: messenger RNA, 2314 nt
Organism: Medicago truncatula (barrel medic)
Lineage: Eukaryota; Viridiplantae; Streptophyta; Magnoliopsida; Fabales; Fabaceae
Product: COP1-interactive protein 1
Exons: 3
Coding region: 198-1940 (580 amino acids)
Source: RefSeq, a predicted model, not a curated record
UACACUUGACUGGCUGAACGGCUCACUGAAUUGGGUGGGCCUCAACCAAACCACAAUCUUGUCUGUGUGUCUGUCUUAUUCUUCCAUUUCACUCUCAAAAUUCAAAACUCCCCGGAGGAAGAAGAAGAAUAUAACACAAAGCAUUGAUUUUGAGGUGUUCAUGUAAUACCCCAAAAGUUAACAAUUUCUAUAGUUGAAUGAUGGGUUUUGAGGCUUCUGAUAAGUCAAAGUUUUGUGUUCGUGAUGAUGAUGAAGAAACUUUCAAUUUUAAAUGGCUUGCAUCAUUUGAUAAAAAAACAUCGCAUUCAUCUUCCACUGAAGACUUUGAAUCUGAAGGUGAUGGUGAUGUUCCUUUGUCAGCAAUGUUUCCUCAGAUUAUGGGUUUGAGAACAUGUAAUAAUAACAAUAAUGGUUCUGUUAAGAACAGGAAUACUACUACUAGUACUAUACUGCCAGUUAAGCGGAUGUUAAUUGACAACAGCAAUGUCAUGUGUGGUUCGAUUAAGAAAUCAAAGGUGUCACCAUCACCGUAUGAUGAUAAUGGAUAUGAUAGCGAUGCAGACAAUAUUCCUAUUUCGUCAAGAAUUAAAAUGCCUGCCAUGUCAACUGAUGAAUCAUUUUUCUCGCUGAAGAAAGAACUCACAUUGGUAGAAAAAUCAUUUGAGGAUUGCAAAAGGACGAGACAAGUAGAAGAGAAGAGAUUGCAGUCCAUAAAGAGAGAUAUUGAGGAGUGCUGCAAAGAUCUUGAAAACAAGAAAAAGGAAACUAUUUAUGUUGGAAGAAUUGACGAAGCUCGCAAGAAAAUCGAGGCCAAAAUUGAAAAAUGUGUCGAGGAUUUUGCAGCAAAGGAAGCACAACUCUAUUUGAUGGAAGACUUGAUUGGAGAGCGCAAGCAAGAACUCAAGACAAAAGAGAUAGAACUUCAUCAAGUCAAGGAUAACAUUUCAAAACAGAAGCAUUUUGAAAGACAAGUGAAGGAUUUUGAAUCAAAAGAGAAGGAAUUUGAAAUCCAGGCGAAGGAGCUAGUGAAUGAUUUGAUAUCAAAACAGAAGCAUUUCGAAAGCCGAAUGAAGGAGCUUGAGUCAAAAAAGAGAGAUUUUGAAGAGCAGGUGAAGGAGCUGGAAUCUGAAAAGAAGAGUUUUGAAAGCCAAGUGGAGGAGUUCGUAUCACAACAGAGGCAAUUGAAAGGACAAGUUAAGGAACUUGAGUCUAAAGAGAAGCAACUUGAUGGCCGAGGGGAAGUACAUGAAUCAAAAAAGAGAGAAUUCGAAGGCCAUGUGAAGGAGCUCGAAUCUAAAAAGAAUUGUUUUGAAAGUCAAGUGGAGGAGCUCAAAUCAAAAGAGAGACAAUUGAAAGGACAAGUUAAGGAACUUGAGUGUAAAGAGAAGAAAAUUGAUGGUCGAGCAAAGGAGAUUGAAUCAAAAGAGGAUGAAUUUGAAGGCCGGGUGAAGGAGUUGGAAUCAGAAAAGAAGCAUUUCGAGAGCAGGCUGAAGGAGCUCGAAUCAAAAGAAAAGCAAUUUGAAGGACAAGUGAAGGAGUUUAAAGGUCAAGGGAAGGAGUUUGAAUCAAAUAAGGAGGAAUUCAAAGGUCAGGUUAAGCAGCUCAAUUCAAAAAAGAAGCAAUUUGAAAGCCAGUUUGAGGACUUCAAAUUAAAAGAGAAGCAAUUUGAAGAACAGCGGAAAGAAUUCGAUGCUGAAGAGAAUAAGUUCAAAGUACUAGUGAAAGAGCUCAAGUUAAAAGACAAGCAAUUUGAAGGACAAGUCAAGGAUCCAGAGUCAAAGCUUAAUAAUUUUGAUGGACAAGUGAAGGAGCCUGAGUUGACAGUGAAACAAUAUGAACCAUUAAUGAACUAUUUUGAUGAGGAAACAGAAUCGGGUUGGAAAAGAAUCUUAUACAAGUUUUGCCCUUCUCAAUUGUCCAAAGUAUUUAAAGGAAUGUGAAGGAAGAUCAUACUAUCAGUUUGAGUUUGAGCCACUGCAGCUGGAAAUCCCCAUGUGUUCAUUUUGACCUCUUGAUUAAUGAUGCAAUUACAAAGUAACAGUCAAUAGCUACUCAUUACACAUGUGAUUUAGUUGCUUUAAGAAUGCCUCUAAAUUUAUGUUCCUUAAGUUUUUGUUUUUGGCUUUUAGACUGGUUAAUUCACUCUGGACAGACAGAAUGCACAGUUGCCCAUCAUGAGUUCUGUUUUAUUUUUCCUGCAGUGACUGAUUGAUCUUGCUUUGUUGAACAAUUUUUUAAAUUUUGUGUUUUGUUAUGUCAUAUAUUGGGGCCUUAAUAUAGGUGAACAAGCUUCAAGGGAAAUAAAUAUAAUUUU